AUGCCAUUUGUGGAAAUCCAUGUUCUUCAAAGGAAGAUAGGCGAUGCUUUUUGCUACCAUGAUACAUCUACCUGCGACAUAAGAGGCGAGCGCGCACUCCAGAUCACCGUUGAUUCUUUCUCUCAUGAGCUGAAUAGACUAAAGAAGGCUAUUGGCUCAACAAAUAGAAAUGCUAUUCUGGUGCAACAACUUCACUCCCUGGAAGUUUGGAUCUAUGAAUUCGCCCUCUAUAAUGAGUUUUGGCAAAGCAAUUUUGUCCCUGCUCGACUCACUCGGCCAGAGACUAACCGCUCAAUUCAAUCCUCAAUGCAGCGGACUAAUAUGCUGCGGCAGCUCGUCGCAGCAACUGUCUCAUCCCAAGAUUGGUGUCUGUCACUCAACAAUGCCGACCUACUUCAUUUUCCAUUCUCCUGGUGGGCAGAACUUACCUACGUCAUGAUUGUCCAAGUCAAGACUGUUUUUCUCGACUCUGAGACUGGACUCACAGGACAAGAACAGAUGAAUUUACGGCAAUAUGAUCAGGCAGAAUCGCUAGAAGCUGACUUCAGAAGAGCUGCUGAAAAGGAAGUCAUGAUACCUCAUGUGCUGGAUAUGUACAUGGGGAAACUGGCUAUGUUGACCACGCAGGCUGUUGAUGAUGACGGCUAUAGGGACAUGGUAUAUAAUUAUGGGGCUAUGCUCAAAAGCGUAAAAUCUGGGUACGAAAGCCGACUUGGAUCUGCGAAUAGACCUGCUCUGGGGCAACUCGAAAUACAGCAGGAUCAGUCAUCCCUUUUACACCACGCGUAUCCCAAAGUCACGAGUACGGACAUGCAAGGAUCGAUGCCGCCAGCAGUUAGCACCAAUCAUAUCGAGCUAGAAUUAGGUGACCUGGACAGUUCUUCUACAAGCCAACUGAACUUGCAAUUUGAUUUACCCCCACCUGGAUUUGACGACUUCGUAUGGGACACGAUGAUGAAUGAUUUCUCAUUCCUCAUGCCCCAAAAUGGUCCAUCUAUUUGA
Talaromyces amestolkiae is the source of this 1002-nucleotide messenger RNA. RefSeq lists its product as uncharacterized. The transcript has a single exon. Bases 1 to 1002 code for a protein of 333 amino acids. Lineage: Eukaryota; Fungi; Ascomycota; Eurotiomycetes; Eurotiales; Trichocomaceae. The record is from RefSeq and is a predicted model, not a curated record.